AUGGGCGAUCUCAGCCCACCGUCAGAUCCGGCUCAGACAGCCUCCCCGCCAAAGAAGAGAAAACCGCUUCUCUUCAAACGCCAGGCUGUCCAUCGUAGUCGUCCCGCCAAUCUGGUUCAAGAUCUCACUUCACAAGACACUGAAGACCAAGACGAUACGAGCAACGCCCUGGCUUUGUUCCAGAGAUCCAAGGACUUCUUCCCGAUCGCAUCUGCGGAAGAGGAGGCUGGACAGGCAGGAGCUCAAUCCAAGAACCCCACAGAAUCGCACUCGGCCAAGCGCAGAAAGGUCUCGGAAAUGGAUGAAGAGGACAUCUAUGACGUGUCUGAUCGGGAGAUGAGGCGAAGGGCGUCCCUGCGUGCUUCGUCUAGCAAGUCUAGCGAGCCUGCUACGCCGCCAGCGAGCCGUCAUUCCGAUCAUGCUACGCCUUCGUCUGGCCUCUCUCACCGAAAGAACAAGGUGGCCAAGGGCAAAGGCUUGGCUUCCCCGUAUAGUCUAGCAACUCCCAUCAAGCAGCAACCUCAGUCCUCCCCCUUCGCACCCCCUGCCUCUAUCACUAUAUCGGACGAUGAUGAGGACAAUGUGGGUAUCCAUCCCGCAUACCGCACCCGCUCCACCCCAAGGAGACCCCGAGCCGAACAGCGGACACCUCCCACCACCGUGGUUGCCGAUUUGGACGAGGUGCCCGAUGAUGACCAGCUGAUGGACGAGGAUGAUCUACAAGAGACCGUCAACCCCGAGUUCGCCGAGUACAUUAUCCGUGCCCAAGCCCGCAAUGCAGCGGCACAAGCGCAGGAGACGGUCGAGCGCAGCGCUCACCACUACCACGGCCCGCCAGACCCAUCGUCGCCCACCGGCGGCGGCACACCGGAGAACGACGCGAUCAUCCAGAUCUUUGUCACGUCGCGGCUCCCCGACGGCGAGGACAUUCCCCCGCUCAUCAUGAAGCGCAGGCUGUCGCAGAACAUGAAGCUCGUCAAGACCUGCUACGCGCACCACCUGCGCGCCAAGGGCUACCCCCUGCCGGAGGCGGGCGAGGACGGCGGCAUCUUUUUGACGUGGAAGGGCAACAAGAUCUACAGCACGACGUCGGGCCGCUCGCUCGGGCUCGCCGCUGACGAGCGCGGCCGGGUGAAGAAGGCCAGCGGCGCGUCGAUCGGGCCCCUCGAGCCCGGCUUCCGCAACGGCAAGCUGCACUUCGAGGCGUGGAACGAGGCCUCGUACCAGGCCUACCUGGACGACCGGGAGAAGGAGAAGGCCAAGAGCCUGGCCCGUCUGAACGAGGACAAUGAAGACGAGGACGACGAUGUGUACAAUGGUGCCGGCGAGCUGGACAAUGUCGAGGAGACAAAGGUCAAGGUCCGCCUGACACUCAAGUCCAAGGACUACGAGCCGGUCAAGCUGACGGCGCACCACGACACCUCGGUCGAGAUCAUGCUCGGCAUCUUCAGGAUGCAGAACCGGAUCCCCCACGACCGAGACGUGUCGCUCUGGUGGGACGGCGAGAAGCUCGAUGCCAAGAUGACUGUGGAGGAGUCGGAGAUGGAGGACAUGGACACUGUAGAGGUGCAUGUCAACUAA
Molecule: messenger RNA, 1581 nt
Organism: Thyridium curvatum
Lineage: Eukaryota; Fungi; Ascomycota; Sordariomycetes; Thyridiales; Thyridiaceae
Exons: 2
Coding region: 1-1581 (526 amino acids)
Molecular function (GO): protein binding
Source: RefSeq, a predicted model, not a curated record